AUGUAGUUUUUAUUUUGAGAAAUGAGAGGUGAACUACAUGCCGUUUAUAGAAAUCAAUUCUAAGGCCCAGAAGCAAAGUAAAAUGAGAAAAAUGAAUGGUGAUGAUGGUGAAAGUGAAAGGCCUUAUUGGGAGGUUUUGGUUUGGAGUUGGAGGUGGGAUUGUGUUGGCCAUUGUUGUUGUUAUUAUUGGGCUUAGAGGAACACAAAAAGCUAUGAGCUCGACGUUCUUGUUCUCUGGUGUUGUUCCUCUGCGUGUGAGAUCGGUUUUGACUCCAGCUAAUCCGGCUACCGAUAGAGCUUCAAUGGCGAGUUCCUCUGGUGCUAAGUGGGCUCAGAAAACCAUCACGCUUCCACCGCUACGUCGUGGAUGUCAUCUUAUUACUCCAAAGAUAUUGAAAGAAAUAAGGGAAGACUUGUCAGAUUUCAAUUGUGGUCUUGCUCAUGUCUUCUUACAACACACAAGUGCUUCUCUGACAAUCAAUGAGAAUUAUGAUCCAGAUGUUCAGGCUGAUACUGAGACUUUCUUGAACAGGAUUGUUCCUGAGGGGAAUUCAGCGCCUUGGAGGCAUACUAUGGAAGGUCCUGAUGACAUGCCAGCUCAUAUCAAGUCAUCAAUGUUUGGAUGUCAACUCACAAUCCCAAUAACAAAAGGAAAACUCAGCAUGGGAACUUGGCAGGGAAUAUGGCUCUGUGAACACCGUGAUGCUCCAACAGCACGCAGAGUUGUGGUCACUCUCAAUGGAAUCUAGAGAUGUCUCUUCACGUUAGAUGGCUUGUAACCUCGUAAUGUUUUAAUAGAUUUUUACAGUCUUGUAAUGAAAUUUGACUUUCUAUAUGAAACCACUUUGUCCACAUUUUGGUGUUUAUUGCAUCAGAAAAAUCCAUAUUUACAGC
Messenger RNA from Arabidopsis thaliana (thale cress), 894 nucleotides. RefSeq names its product secondary thiamine-phosphate synthase enzyme. Lineage: Eukaryota; Viridiplantae; Streptophyta; Magnoliopsida; Brassicales; Brassicaceae. The transcript is spliced from 7 exons. The record is from RefSeq and is marked reviewed. Bases 96 to 749 code for a protein of 217 amino acids.